This is a messenger RNA of Trichoderma reesei QM6a, 979 nucleotides long. RefSeq lists its product as uncharacterized. The record is from RefSeq and is a predicted model, not a curated record. Lineage: Eukaryota; Fungi; Ascomycota; Sordariomycetes; Hypocreales; Hypocreaceae. The coding region runs from base 10 to 957 and encodes 315 amino acids. The transcript has 2 exons.
UAUCCGCCCAUGACGACGCAUUGGAGCCGGCCCUUGAGCUGCACAUGGACAUACGUCUACGACAGCAACCUGCCGGCGGGGGUCUCGGAGCCGAUUGCGUAUCUGGAUCUGGAACCCCUUCCCGGAGCCUCGACCCUGUCGUGUUAUCCCGAUGGCAUGUUCUACGACGGACGCACCGGCGUCUUCAGCCCUGCCACGUGCCCCCAUGGAUGGACGACGGUGUCUCUCGCGGUCAACACGGACCAGAGCGUGGAGGAGGCAACCACCACGGCUCUGUGCUGCUCGUCCGAAUAUUCUUAUGCAGGCGGACAUUGCAAGCGCCAGGUUCCUACGGUGCUGGCGGUCCCCAUCAUCUACAACCACACUGCCGCCACCUACGACGUCUUGACCAACUCGACCACGACGCUCUACAGCGCCACCAUUGCCGUCAACACCAUCCGUGCGCUCUUCAGGGAGCAGGACAAGCCGAUGCUGGGCCUCACAAACGAGGAUGACAUUGACGACGAACCGGAGGACGACCGCGGCCUAUCGCUGGGCGCCAAGAUCGGAAUCGGCGUUGGUGUCGCCCUCUUCGGCCUGUUCGCCCUUGGAGCGGGCAUCUUUCUCUACUUGUGGGGGCGAGAGCGCAGGAAGAAGCGUCGCACAGGUCAGACGUCGCACGAGCUUGGUGUCGUGCAGCGAACACAGGGGCAAAUGUACGGCACCAGCUCGCCGCUGGGCUCCCAUCCGCGAGCUCGGGCACGCGAUGCCGAGCCGCCGCCAGCUUACGACUUUACGCCCGAAACCAAUAGCAUCGCAGAUGAUGAUGAUGAUGACGCUGCUGGCGUGCACGCGUCCGUGGCUCGAGACGGCGAGAUUCAGGUCCUGAUGGCCCAGAAGGCGGCGAUCCAGCGGCGUAUCGAGGAGUUGGAGAGGGCGUCGGGAGACGAGAGUCGAGAUGAGCCUCGCGAGAGGUGAUGCUCUUGCUGUUUGAUUGUGA